Molecule: messenger RNA, 8459 nt
Organism: Vollenhovia emeryi
Lineage: Eukaryota; Metazoa; Arthropoda; Insecta; Hymenoptera; Formicidae
Gene: sdk
Product: protein sidekick
Exons: 33
Coding region: 67-6684 (2205 amino acids)
Biological process (GO): cell-cell adhesion
Molecular function (GO): protein binding
Source: RefSeq, a predicted model, not a curated record
GGAGGAGGAGGAGAAGAGGGGGAGCAAGUGAGUGAGGUCAACGUCGCGCAACGGCGAGGCGAGAGGAUGAAGCAGCGGCCGGCGGCGGCCUCCGCGAGGACGCGCGGCCUUCUCGCCGGUGUCUGCCUCGUCUGGAUCAUCGGCGGCAUCUACGCCAUCGAACCACUUGCGGAGCCGUGCUUCAUCACUCAACCGUCCAACAGUGGCAAUAUACUUAGCGAGAAUCGCACCAAGUUUCUGCAAUGCCAAGCGAAAGGCAAUCCUCAACCAAAGUACAAAUGGUUCAAGGACGGGAUGCCCCUCAACAACGAGUUCACGUCGGAGCAUUACCUCCGUAUUCACAGUACGCGGCGGGAGGACGCCGGAGUGUACCAUUGCGUCGCGACGAACGACGUGGGGUCCGUAUUCAGCAAUCGUCUCGUUUUCGCUGUAGCCUACAUGGGGACGUUCGACAAUCUCACGAAGAAGGUGGUGACCGUCGAGUCGGGUAGCGCCGCGAUUCUCGAACUACCCCCGAUCGAGAGCUAUCCCGCCCCCGACGUAACGUGGAUCUCCACGGACGGGAGUCCUCCGUACGGGAUAAAAUACGCCACGACCGAUCACACGUUAAUCAUACUGGACGCUUCGGAAAACGACGAAGGCUCGUACAGAGCGAAGGCUAUUAACACUCAAUUGGGCAAGGACGAAAUCAGUCCGUUUUUUACACUGAAAGUUACCGGCGAUCCGUACGCCGAGGUGGCCCCCACCAUAAUCGUCAAGCCGCAGGACACGCAGAUAAUAAAAAAUCAAGAUGUCACGCAUAUAAAUUGCAUCGCGAACGCCAGACCGCUUCACGAGCUGAGGACUCUGUGGAUGAAGGACGGCAUUCCGAUCGAAAACUCUAGGAUAUCGUAUAGUUUUAACGAUUCGUGGAACAGAACACUCGCAUUGAUUUCAGCCAACAUAACUUACACAGGAGUUUACUCCUGCCACGUGGACUUGCGAAGUGGCGGGUAUCCGACUAUAAAUGCGAGCGCUAACAUUGUUGUAUAUGAAAAACCGACAUUUAUAACGGAAUUAAAAAAGAAGACCCUGAGCGAUUACGGGUCCAUGGUAACGUUACCGUGUAAUGCUAACGGCGUGCCACCUCCUACAAUCAGUUGGUUCCGUAAUGCCGAGCCUGUCGAUCAUUUACUGGGGACUAGAUACAGGAUGGAAGAAGACGGCUCGUUGACGAUUAAAAAAUUAACUAUGGACGACUCGGGAAUGUUUCAGUGCCUCGCGUCUAACGAUGCCGGCGAAUCGUCCAGUUGUACUUGGCUGAAAGCGAAAAAAGAAGAAUUAGGAAGCGGAUUGAGAAACAGAGUUGCCCGCUGGGCGGCUGGCUACAAUGUAGUCAGAAUUCGCCAGUCUGAUCGCCGUUUUAUGUUCUCUCAAUAUCAAAACACGUCUAGACCGAUAAUGGAAAAUGGACCGCAGAAUCUGACAAUGUUAGACGGCAAAGAUGCAACUCUGAGUUGCAACGCGAUUGCGGCGCCUAAGCCAAAUGUCACCUGGUAUUAUAACGAUACGAUGCCUGUGGAGAUCGCUGGGAGAGUACAAGUCUUGGACAAUGGCAAUCUUUUAAUCGCGGCGGUGAAACCGAACGACGCGGGAAAGUAUACUUGCAUCCGCGCGAACGAAGCCGGCUCUGUCAACGGAUCGGCAUACGUGACUGUUAUGGUUCGGACUCAAAUCAUCCAACCACCUGUUGAUACGUCCGUGCUUCUCGGGCGUACCGCCGAAUUGCAGUGUAAAGUCUCAAACGACCCCAGCGUCGUGUACGAUAUGGCAUGGUUUCACAAUGGACAAGUAAUAAACACGCAAGCGAGUCAAAGGGUGAAGAUGCGAUCGGACGGCACACUCGAGAUCGUCACCGUUCGACCCUCCGACGUGGGCGAGUACACUUGCUCUGUGGUGUCGCCGGGUGGCAAUGAAACGCGAUCCGCACGUUUAAGCGUGAUCGAAUUGCCAUUUCCACCGAUCAACGUCCUGGCCACGCGGGUCGAAAAGAUCUCGCCGCGCACGAUCAACGUUACGUGGGUGCCCGGCUUCGACGGCAAUAGCCCUACGAAAAAAUUCAUAGUUCAGAGACGAGAGGUGUCCGACCUGGGGCCUAUACACGAUCCGUUAUUAAACUGGGUCACCGAACGCGACAAUGUGUCCGCGACCAAUCGGUGGGUAUUGUUGAGUAAUCUGAAAGCCGCGGCGUCUUAUCAAUUUCGUGUUAGCGCUGAGAACAGCGUCGGCGAGGGUCCAUCGUCAAUAGCCAGUAACAUCGUCGUUCUACCUCAAGAGCCGCCCAGUGGUCCACCGAUUGGUUUCGUAGGCUCAGCACGUUCGUCGUCGGAAAUAAUAACGCAAUGGCAACCUCCACUGGAAGAAUACCGAAACGGCCACAUCUUGGGAUAUAUAUUGAGAUACACGCUUUUCGGAUACAACGACAGCCCGUGGACGAUGCAAAACAUCACUAAUGAAGCGCAAAGAAAUUACCUUAUUACAGAUUUAAUCACGUGGAAGGACUAUGAAGUGCAAAUAGCGGCUUACAAUGAAAAAGGCGUGGGUGUAUAUUCGAAGGGCUUGCAAAUAAAAACUAGGGAAGGAGUCCCGGAAGCACCUCCUACAAAUGUAAGAGCGAAAGCACUUAAUUCAACGGCAGUGAAAGUUUGGUGGAAGCCACCGAAUCCUCAAAAGAUCAAUGGUAUCAAUCAGGGAUACAAAUUGCAAGCCUGGGUCGACAGCAAUUUUACAGAAGCGACUGAAUACAAAUCGAUGACUGUGCCGCCGAGUUUAUUCGAUCCGCUCGCCGAGCAGAACGCCAUUAUGACAGGUUUAAGAAAGUACACUCCGUACAAUAUCACGGUGCUCUGCUUCACCGAUCCAGGCGACGGUGAAAGAAGCUUGGCCGUCGAAGUUCGCACUCGUGAAGAUGUACCUGAAGAAGUGGAGAAUUUACAAUUUGAAGAUAUCAGUGAUCGUGCGCUAACGGUUAAGUGGAGUCCCCCUAAAGAGACGAACGGAAUAUUGACACAUUAUCAACUGAAAUACAUGAUUAAAGACAUCCCAGAUUCUUUGCGCGUCGAAAACUUUACAGCUGAUAUGUUAUUAACCAAAGUGGAGCAUCUUCAGGCACUAACCCACUACAAAUUUGAAGUAACCGCUUGGACGUUGGUUGGAUCCGGCAAACCAAAAGUGGCGACCAUACAGUCAGGCGUCGAACCGGUGCUACCGGAACCUCCUACGAAGCUAGCAUUAUCCAACAUAGAUGCAUUUUCCAUUGUGUUACAGUUCACGCCAGGAUUCGACGGAAACUCAUCCAUCAUAAAGUGGACAGUGCAGGCACAAACAGCGCGGAACUCGACGUGGUACAACUUCUACGAAGUGUCCGAUCCCGACGCGAGUACAAUAACAGUGGACGGUUUGACUCCUUUCAUGCAAUACAAGCUCCGUUUGAUCGCAAACAACGUCGUUGGUGCGUCGCAGCCUUCCGAGCCGACCAAAGAGUUCCAGACGAUUCAGGCACCGCCCUCUCAUCCCCCGAAAAAUGUCACGGUUCGCGCGAUGAGUGCCACCGAGUUACGCGUCAGGUGGAUCCCAUUGCAGCAAAUAGAAUGGUACGGAAAUCCGCGAGGGUACAAUGUCACUUACACGGAAGUGCGAUCGAACAUCUCGAAGAGCAGCAUUAUCGAGGAUCACACCGCGAACUCAUACGUUUUGGAAAAUAUGGAGGAGUACGCCGAUUACGAGAUAGUGAUGCAAGCGUUCAACGACGUCGGCUCUUCGGCGGCGAGUCCAAAAGCCAUCGAACGAACUCGUGAAUCAGUUCCUUCUCUGGGGCCGAUUAACGUAGAAGCAAAUGCGACAUCAUCUACGACUAUCCUGGUGCGAUGGGGUGAUGUGCCCGUGGAACAUCAAAAUGGACAGAUCGAGGGCUUUAAGGUAUACUACGGCGCGAAUUCCAGAUCGACUUUCCAGUACAAGAACAUUCCUAGCAACACCACUUUCACGACCACCUUAACGGAGCUUCGCAAGUUUGUCCAAUACCACGUGCAGGUUUUAGCUUACACAAGACUUGGCGAUGGGGCACUGAGCACCCCACCUGUGAGAGUCCAGACCUUUGAAGACACUCCUGGUCCACCAUCUAAUGUAUCUUUCCCUGACGUGAGUUUGACCACAGCGCGCAUUAUCUGGGAUACACCAGAGGAUCCCAACGGAGAGAUUCUCGCAUACAAAGUCAUGUUUCAUUUGAACAGCAGCGAAGAUCGCCAAGAUUCUAAAGAAAAAACUUUUGCGGCCUCAGACAGAACGUUCAGAGCCACUGAACUCGAGCCUGAGAAGUAUUACAUGUUCUCCGUGACGGCACAGACAAGAUUGGGUUGGGGUAAGACGGCUUACGCGCUUGUAUUUACCACGAACAACAGGGAACGUCCUCAAGCGCCGUCGGUACCCCAAGUGAGCAAGUCGCAGAUCCAGAGUCGUCAGAUAACUUUUAACUGGACGCCAGGCAGAGACGGUUUUGCUCCGUUAAGAUAUUAUACAGUGCAACAGUCUGAGAAUUCCGGACCAUACCAAAUCAUUCCCGAGAGAGUGGAACCCACUCUGACAUCUUACACGGCUAACAACUUAAAGCCUUACACGCAUUAUCAGUUUCGCAUUCAGGCUACCAACGACAUAGGCCCUUCAGAAUGGAGCAAUGAAUCCGCUCAAGUACAAACUCUGCCUGCAGCGCCGUCGAAGGGUGUCACCGGUCUGAAAGCUGUACCGAUAACAACAUCCAGCGUCGAGGUUCGCUGGAACAUGGUCGACGAGGUGUAUUGGAGCGGUGAUCACGAGACUGGUGGUUAUCGUGUCGUUUAUCAGCCGGUAUCGGAUUUCCCGCCUCUUCAGGCACCGCCGAAAGAAGAGAUUCUGGGAAUUAAUGCAACGAAAAUGGUUUUAAGCGACUUGACGGAGAACCAAUAUUACGAGAUUGUCGUGCGACCAUUUAAUUCUGAAGGCGAGGGCCCGUCCAGUCCGCCGGUUACUGUGUACGUAGGUGAGGCAGUCCCUACAGGAGAACCUCAGCAUCUAAAAGCCGAAUCUAUCUCUUCCACCGAGGUCCACUUGCGUUGGAAACCUCCUCAGGCCAAUAUGCAAAAUGGCGAUUUAUUAGGAUAUAAGAUUUUUUACUUAGUGACCAACUCCCCUCAGGAUUUAGAGAAAAAACAGGAAGAAGAGAUAGAAGUCGUUCCUGCAUCUUGUUUGACGCACAAUUUAGUCUUUCUUGACAAGUAUACAGAGUAUCGCAUACAAGUUCUAGCGUUUAAUCCAGCUGGAGAUGGUCCACGAACGCCACCAAUUACCGUGAGAACGAAACAGGACUUACCAGGACCGCCGUAUCAUUUGCAAUUUAACGAAAUUACCAUGACCAGUCUGCGCGUCUCUUGGAAUCCGCCGAAGUUACGCAACGGCGAGAUAGUUGGUUACAUCGUCACGUACGAAACGGCGGAGCAAAACGACCGUUUCAGUAAACAAGUUAAGCAAAAAGUGACGGAGACGGGUCUCCUUAUCCAGCCGCUGGAGGAGGAGGUGACGUAUGUCUUUAUGGUUCGCGCGCUGACGAUCGACUUCGGACCGCCGGUGUCCGGCAACGUCACGACUGGCCCGCAAGAAGGUUCACCGAUGGCACCCAGCAAUCUCGGCGUGACCAAGACGGUCUCCAGCGUGGAGCUGCAAUGGACUAACGGGGCUUCCGGCAAAGGUCCUAUACUCGGUUAUUACAUCGAGACUCGUCGCAAAGACGAUUCGCGCUGGCAGACAAUAGUUCGUACUAGCAACGGACCACUGACGGAGUAUACAGUGUCUUAUCAAAACUUACUGCCGUCCACGUCGUACUUGUUCAGAGUGAUAUCGUACAACCGUUUUGGAAUUAGCUAUCCAGCGUAUUCCUCUGAGACGAUUUUGACACCGUCGAAACUGUACCUGGAAUACGCAUACCUGCAACACAGGCCGUUUUACAGACAGACCUGGUUCAUGGUCACUUUAGCCGCUAUAUCAAUUAUAAUUAUCAUUAUGGUCAUAGCAGUAUUAUGCGUGAAGAGUAAAAGCUACAAAUACAAACAAGAGGCGCAAAAAACUCUGGAAGAGUCGAUGGCGAUGGACGCGGACGACAGGCAGGAAUCUGACCUGGAAUUGUACAGAUCGCGCCAGGUUGCAGGUGGUGCCGUUAACGCGGCAAGCGGCACUCUGGGCAAGAGGAAUACGUUGGCCCGGAAGGCGAUGCAUCCUCCACCGCCCACGAUGCUGGGCAAAUCGCCCCCCAGGCCUUCCCCGGCAUCGGUCACCUAUCACAGCGACGAGGAGAGUCUCAAGGGAUACGAUGAGAAUCCCGAUGACAGCAGCGUCACGGAGAAGCCCUCCGAAAUUAGUUCCACUGAUUCUCAGGGUUCUGAGAGCGAGAACGAGAGUGUGCAGUCCGAUCCACAUUCCUUCGUGAAUCACUACGCGAACGUGAACGACUCGUUAAGGCAGUCGUGGAAACGGCAGAAACCCGUCCGGAAUUAUUCGUCGUACACGGACUCCGAGCCAGAAGGUAGCGCGGUCGUCAGUCUGAAUGGUGGUCAGAUUAUCAUGAACAACAUGGCUAGAUCGAGAGCGCCGCUACCCGGUUUCUCGUCGUUCGUGUAAUUAACCGAAUUAUCCAGUACUACAUGGAGACACAGAGAAACUUUCGUUUUAUCCGUAUAUCGAUAUCAAAAUUACUGCCGCAACCACUUCGCUUCGAGCAAGGUCUCUUUUUUUAUACAUAUACAUAUAUAGAGCGAAAGACUUACGUCGGAGAGACACGUGUGUUUCGUGCGUGCUGACGGCAUAGACUUAUAGCAAACUUAUAGCAAGCUUGAGGCAUCUUCGUAUUGUGAUAUAUUGAUAUAUAUAUAUAUAUAUAUUAUUUAUAAUUUUCGAUAAGACAUUUUUGCAUUUAAUAGAAACUUUUGUACUUUCUCGGAUUAGUUUAAGAAUUUAAACAGCUAGCAUACGGAUCUCGUACGAGUGUUUUACAAAUUUUCGUGCCUGCGGAGCGGAGGAGCGUAAGUCCAAAUAUCAUUCUUUUUUUCAACGAAUAUUUUGGUCUUAUUUUCGUUAUACUUCUCAGGUACGGUUGCAAGUACGCGAUUACUCGCAUAAUUCAAUCCUUGUCAGUUUUCGAAGAUAUUUAUCGUAAACGCAUUUGUGGACUUGUGGACUCAAUAUCGCAGAGCUUUCACAGGAAGCAAAAUGUCAAUUUGGACUUAACGUUGCAAUCGUUGGCCUAUCAUAUCAUUUUAUCAGUCCACUUUAAUUAUGAAGACGGCGAGUUGUGGGACACUGUAUAAAUCUGCUCUUACGCUGGCGUACUUUCGCCGCGUCAGACGCAUGUAAAUAUGUUAUAUAUAUAUAUACUUCCCGUAAGAAUGUAGAUUUUGUAUAAUGCUGCUACACAUUGUAUUCAGCGGACUAUAUCUAUUCGCGUUUUGUGAUAUACAGUAAAAGCUCCAUAUUCGCGGGACUUACAUUUUGCUGAACCGUCUUGGAUAUGGAAAUGGCGAUUCCGAAAAGUAAAAUAUAGAAAGAGUAAAAUUUGACAUAAAAAUACAUAAUAUAUAUAAAAUAUUAAUUUUUAUUUUAUAUAUUAUUUUAUAUAUAAUUUAUAUAUUUACACAUACAUAACAUAACUUACUUUUCAUAUAAAGAUAUGUGCAUAUGUUUCAUGUAUGUAUAUGAAAAAUAAAAAUAUAGAUAUCUUUUCUAUAAUUCUGCUUAUAAUAAGAGUUGCUUUUAGCAACUAUUAAGAAAUAUUUUAUCCUUGUUAUUGCAAUAAAUGAAUUAUUUCAGGCCCGUGAAUAAGAAAUACGCAAAUAUAUAUGGAGCUUCUAUUGUACAUAGAUAUAUCUUAGUUACUGAGAUGCAGUAUUCAUAUCUUUUUGAACAUUCGUUUUAUUAAUAUACGUCCAAAGUCAGAUAUCGAACAGAACUACGAAGAUUGUCAAGUUUAUCGUAAAAUGUGCGAAUAAUGAAACUUGACUAAAAGACAGCAUAGAGAAGAACCUAAUCUAACUAGCAAUUAUCAAGUAAGAAUUACCGAUUCGUAUUUCAUAAGCUCGUUCAUUUUGCGCUAGGCUUGUUAUAAGUAUUUAGAUAUAAUUUGAAUACUUUUUUUUUAAGAAAAACAGAGUUCUACAAACGUCGCGAGAUGCAGCGAAAAUCUUUUCGAAGAAAAAUGUUUCUAUAGAAACACUUUAAUGCUUCCGCGACACUGCCAGUGAACGUUUAGUGCAAAUUUUAUUUUAUUUAUAUAUUUCCACGCGCGUAUAUUUGUAACGACGUAAAAGGAUAAAAAUCAACUGUAAUAUUAAUCGUAUAGGACACUGAGAGAAAAUCUGUUAAUCUUUUAAUAAAAAUUUAUGCCAUUUUGGAAAAAAAAA